Macadamia integrifolia is the source of this 1723-nucleotide messenger RNA. RefSeq names its product 11-beta-hydroxysteroid dehydrogenase B-like. Bases 50 to 1135 code for a protein of 361 amino acids. Lineage: Eukaryota; Viridiplantae; Streptophyta; Magnoliopsida; Proteales; Proteaceae. The transcript is spliced from 6 exons. The record is from RefSeq and is a predicted model, not a curated record. Gene Ontology annotation, molecular function: oxidoreductase activity.
UCUUCCUCUUUUUUGUGUUCUCCUACAUACAAGCUUUCCAUUUCCAGUGAUGGAUCUUCUAAAUUCUCUACUAAAUUUAAUGGUUCCUCCUGCAAGCUUGGUCAUGCUAGCAUCUGCAUGGCCAACUUUGUGUUUGGUCAAUGCUUGUGAAUGGCUUUACCAUAGCUUCUACUCUGAAAACAUGGAAGACAAAGUUGUCAUCAUCACUGGCGCUUCUUCUAGUGUUGGAGAGCAAAUUGCCUAUGAAUAUGCAAAGAGGAGAGCUAAUCUUGUGUUAGUCGCUAGAAGAGAUAAUCGACUUUGGGGGAUUAGUGAUAAGGCAAGGCGCAUGGGUGCGAAGCAUGUCAUGGUCAUAGCAGCAGAUGUUGUCAAGGAAGAGGAAUGUAGAAGAUUCAUUGAUGAAACAAUAAGCUUUUUUGGUCGUGUUGAUCAUCUAGUGAACACAGCCAGUUUGGGACACACUUUCUACUUCGAAGAAGCUACAGACACUUCUGUGUUUCCUCUUAUGAUGGACAUAAAUUUCUGGGGCAACGUAUAUCCUACAUAUGUUGCUCUUCCACACUUAAGACAGACCAAUGGUCGAGUAGUUGUUAAUGCAUCAAUUGAGAGCUGGUUACCUAUGCCAAGAAUGAGCCUAUAUGCUGCAGCAAAGGCAUCUUUAAUCCACUUUUACGAGUCUCUGCGGUUUGAAGUAAGAGAUGACAUAGGAAUAACAAUAGCUACACAUGGUUGGAUCGGGAGCGAGAUGACUAGAGGUAGUAAAUUCAUGGUAGAAGAUGGCGCAGGUGCAGAGAUGCAAUGGAAGGAAGAGAGAGAAGCAAUAAUAGUCACUGGAGGUCAUGUGGAAGAGUAUGCAAAGUUAAUCGUCGCCGGUGCCUGUCGAGGAGUAACAUAUGUGAGAUUCUCAAAUUGGUAUGAUAUUUUUAUGGUUUACAGAGUCUUUGCACCCAAUGUCUUAGCUUGGGCAUUUCGUUUGCUGCUUACAAAUAAUACAAGGAGAACUUCCUAUAUUGGGACUGGAAGAUCCUUUCUGGAGAACAUCCCAUCAAGAUCUGGAAGGCUUCUUUCUGGGCCUCCUCCUGGUUCAACCCCACUUAAUUUUCAGCAGCAGCAGCAGCUACUGAAGUAUGAGUAGGUCUCUGUAGCUAUCUAAUCUAUUGUAUGACAGAAACUAUAUAUCUGAGAUGUAAAUACUUUCAUCUAAUAUGUUAUCUAUGAAAGUAUAUGAUAUUAGAUAGAUUGGUUAACUUGAUCUUAGAAAAAUUAGAUCAUCUUCUCUUAAUCUAGCCGAGAUAAAUCUCUAUGUCGUCGACAGAAAUAUUCAAGGCCUCCCCUUCUCUCUGGUAACAACAUUCUUCAUUGGUCCCCGUCUUCAAAAAUUUGGGUUUCCAGAACUUGUAUUGCACCUUCUUUUACAGUGUUAUCGUUGUCAAUGACACCCUCCGGCGCCGCCAUUUUUGUAAGCUCGUAAUCAAUAGCCAUGGCAGCAUUAGAUGCUGCUAUCUGUAUAGACUUUGGAGACAUGUUGAUCUCAAGGAAGUCGGGAACACACAUAGGGAAGUUGAGAUGAGUUACUGAUGAAGGACCUCUUAGACAGAACAUUGCAGUAUCAUAGGCAAUUGCGGCGGCUUCUGGGUUGGAGUAUGAACCUAACCAAAGCCUGUCUCUUGUGCCGGGGACUCGAAUUUCUGAUACCCAUUUCCCCCAUUUCCUGCGGCGAAUA